CCGUGUGAAGUGAAGAAUUGUUUCGUUAGUACAAAGCAAUUACACAGAUUAAGAGAACAUGUACACCAAUAUCUUCAAACGCCGCACAUGCGGGAGAUUCUUGGAGAAAUCGUUUUGCUAUUUACUCAUUUUUGUGAUAAAUCCUUCUUUCUUUAUAUUUGAAAUAUUAGUCGUCCGACCGAUCGUCGUCAAAACAUACAAUUUGAGUCAAUAUAAACACGUAUUUCAUAUAAUGUGCUCGACAUUUUGCUUCAUAAACAUCAUCGGGAACAUGAUGUUGUGUAUUCUCACCGGGACGAGUUUGAAAGGAACCGUCUGCUCCGACAGCUACUGCGCUCAGUGCGAGACCAAUCGGCCCGCGGCGGCGUGGCACUGCGCGACGUGCAACACUUGCGUGCUGCGGAGGGACCACCACUGCUUCUUCCUAUCCCGCUGCAUUGGAUUGCAAAACCAGCGAUAUUACAUUCUCUACGUCGGAUACUUAUUCAUAGCGCUGGGUUAUUCUACUUACUACAAUUACUAUUAUAUUUUGACAAAAUUCGAAGACGAUGACUUAUACUUGUCAGUGUUCAGAGUCCUUAAUCCGUUACUCCGUUAUGUGACACCAGAGCCGCUGGCUAUGAAAGAGCUGUAUGUGUUGUUUUUGUUCUUAAACUCGGGUCUCGUCAUUUGGUCGGGGGUGUUAUUCUGGUUUCACAUGAGAAACGUUUUUAGAGGAGUGACGGCUCGUGAAUAUAAGCACAGCCGUGGAGUAGCUUGGGUUGAAAUGAAGAAAAAUUUCGUCAGUGUUUUUGGCACGAGAUGGUACUGGGCGAUAUUGUGGCCGCUCGCAGACAGUCCCCUGCCGACCGGUGGAAUAAAGUACGAUUGA
Molecule: messenger RNA, 871 nt
Organism: Vanessa tameamea
Lineage: Eukaryota; Metazoa; Arthropoda; Insecta; Lepidoptera; Nymphalidae
Product: probable palmitoyltransferase ZDHHC24
Exons: 1
Coding region: 59-871 (270 amino acids)
Biological process (GO): protein palmitoylation
Cellular component (GO): Golgi apparatus
Molecular function (GO): palmitoyltransferase activity
Source: RefSeq, a predicted model, not a curated record